Magallana angulata is the source of this 2014-nucleotide messenger RNA. RefSeq lists its product as uncharacterized. The coding region runs from base 558 to 1895 and encodes 445 amino acids. The transcript has a single exon. Lineage: Eukaryota; Metazoa; Mollusca; Bivalvia; Ostreida; Ostreidae. The record is from RefSeq and is a predicted model, not a curated record.
UAUGUAUCAAUAUUUUUGUCUUAUUUGUCCUGGGUCAUCGGAUCUAUUCAGUAGCCCCAUGUAAGCAUUAUGCUUAAUCAGAUUGUUAAAUUCUUUUCACAUCCAAAUGAAGCAUAGCUGCAAUUGUUUACUUGCAAAUGGAUAUACCAAAGACAGUUUUUAAUUUAAUUUCGGACAGAGCGGUCGUUAGUGGGUGACAUUCUAGUCAAAAGUGAAAGAACAGACAGUAUUUCGUUGAUAUACGGAAAAAAAUAUUAAAUACACGUGUUUUCGGACAGCGAGGAAAUAUAUAUAUACUAAUGCUCUCUUGAUAACUUUGUGUAUUGAUCAAGUCUAGAAGAAAAAAAAACUAGCUGUAAAUGGCGAACAGACGAGAUUGAUUUCAUGGAUGUAGAAUUUUAUUUCAUCUUUAAAAAGCCUCAUCGCCACGAUUCGCCGCUUAUAUGGACCAAUGAUGUAUAAAGAGCGACGAAGUUUUUUUUUUAACCUAGUUCUUAUUAAGAGAUGACGAGGAUAUGACUUAUAUACAAUUCACACGGGGGUGAUUACAGCUCGCCAUGGAUCGUCAUUCGCAAUUCGAUGUGUUGCCUAGUUACUCGAGAUAUUCUAAGCACGAUAUUGUCAGAAACCACAGUAAAGAAGCCGAUACUGAGGAUUCUACGUAUGCCAACAUACGCAAACGGCUCAACUCCACCGUACUGUCGGUGCCUUAUGAGCGUAAAUUGGAACAUUUCAAUGUUUUCGGUAAAAAGUCCCAUCAAGGUGAUGGCAUCCAUUCUCACCAAAUUUUGAGGAAUGGUGAACAUGAGCCGUGGAGAAAACCGCGCUCACGUGUAAAUUCUGAGACGGAGUCUCAUUUGCAUGAAAGUCAUACUCAUCAUAAGGUUAGUCGACCACGUGACUUAGAUGGUUCUCAAAUGUCCGACAGGCACCUCGGAACACCAUCAUCAACUUCUAGCAAAUUCCCGCGAGUGAGAAAGGAUCGCGCACCCUCAGAAACGAGCACAACAUCCACUGUAAGUCGACCGUUUUCGUUUUCGAGAUACGAGUUGGAUGAAUCGUUUUGGAUGCCGAAUUUUCGUGAGAUAGAGGAAAUCAAAGAAAGAUAUGCUGAGAAUAGCGAGUUUGUGGCGUCUCUUCAUGGCUUUCUGGAGGAGACCACGAGGAAAGCCAAGAAAAAAGUGGCUGCAAUGAAUUCCCCUUCCCAUUCCCAGCAGCAGCAUCCACCUAAACAUUCAAAACAUUCGAAAUCCUCGUCUAGGGACAGUUCCUUAAGCUCCAAAGAUAUUACAGAGAGAUACAAUGGUCAUAUUGACCAUUUCAGCCAUAAGACUUCGGAAGUUCAUCAGCAUCAGCAUGAACAUUUGCAUCCUCAAAGGGGUCAGGGACGAGUGAUUUUACCCGCCAUACACAGACCGGAAGAGGACACGAUCAGUGUAGCAAGUACUCAUGGUUCUAUGAGUAGCAAUGCGUCGACUAUCAAAAACUCGAAAAAGCACAAUCAUCACAAAAAAUCAAAAUAUCGUAAAGUGGAGUUUAAUCUCUAUCCCAAAAAGCAACGACCUGUUCUUCUUCCGGCACUGAAACCUUCUUCAGUGCCAAAGGAAGACCACCAUUCCAAAACUCCAAGGUCUAUUCUGAAAAAGCACGGGAGUUUGGAAAGCCUAGAUUCGUCUGUGUUUCAAAACGAGGAAGAAAACAGGGAUUCAUCGACAGAGGAGAAACAGACGACUGAAGAGCGCGGGAACUGGGAUAGACAUAUACCGCGGCUUUUGUCGCCCAUUCCUGCCUCUGCCACCAGACGAAACCCUGUGGUGUUCAAAAAUGCAUCGAACUUUCAUUUCAACUGUAGCAAGGAAUUUAAAGCGGUUAUGGGUAAUAUUGAAGACGAGUAGAUUUUUUUGUAUCAUGCAAUGAAAAUAUAUUUUGUUCACUAAUGACCUUUCAGAAAAAUAUUUAUGUUUUAUGAGAUGACGAAUUUGGAAACUAUAUUAAAUAUAUAAAUUAACACUUA